AUCUAGAUAUCACUCAACGCUGUAGAUUACAUUAUUGAUUAUAUGGCAUACAUUAUCCAAACAGGAAAAUGUGCAUGUUAAUCGCAAUCGUUGCCUAUUUAAACUACGACAAAAAAAAACCAAAGCUAACGACACAGAUCGCGCUUGCACCGAACCCGUUCGCAUUGUAUAUUAUACUAUAUUACGUUACGCAGCAGCGAGUGCGAUUGUGUAGACAGUGAGCUUUGCGACCAGUCCAAACAAUGAUUCUGCCGAUGCAUCAAGGCGCCACCGCCGCCGCCUCUGCCGCUGUUUUACAGAGGACUAUAAUGUUGCUGCUACUUUCGUUGUUGGUGUUCUCCUUGUCGUUGCUUCCAUCGGUCACCGCCGAGUGCCCGGAUGGAUGCACGUGCGAUCAAGAGGAUGGCGUCUACUGCCAAAAACUGGAGCUGAAAAGUAUACCUGACCGCAUACCUCCGGCUACCGGAUUUUUGUAAGUCGACUAUA
Molecule: messenger RNA, 486 nt
Organism: Acyrthosiphon pisum (pea aphid)
Lineage: Eukaryota; Metazoa; Arthropoda; Insecta; Hemiptera; Aphididae
Product: leucine-rich repeat-containing protein 3B-like
Exons: 1
Coding region: 243-476 (77 amino acids)
Source: RefSeq, a predicted model, not a curated record